Linum trigynum is the source of this 2267-nucleotide messenger RNA. The record is from the annotation of a GenBank genome assembly. Lineage: Eukaryota; Viridiplantae; Streptophyta; Magnoliopsida; Malpighiales; Linaceae.
ACCAAAUAGCCACUCCUGCUGGAGGGAUCAUCUGUGUGUACAGCCAACCUGUCCUCCUUCAACUUCACUGUUCCUUGGCUAAGUAAGGAAUUUAUUCCUAAUACAUCAAGUCAUUUAAAUUUUACGGCUAGAAAUUGGUUUACAUGACCACACAACUAGGUUCUCCACUGGGGAAGGAGAGUAUAAAUUCCGUCUCCCCAAAUUGAGAAAAAGAAACAUAACUAAUUUCUGCAACAGUAGAAGCAGCUGGGUGAGAAGAGCUAUAAGAUAUGGUUCAUAUUUGCAGGAAUGUUGCAGUACUGUAGCAUGUGGCAUGUCAUUUGCCAACCCUAGAGAGAGCCAUUGGCUUCAGUCAUAAUCUAAUUUGCAAAUAUCCAAAUUCAUUCUCUAUAUUCCCAUGUUCUUACCCGAAUUUAAUUUCAUGGAUACAGGUUAAGAUAAGAGAAUUUCAAAGCGGAACAUGAUGCUGUAGCAGCAACUCAAUGCUUAAACGGCAACAAGAAUAAAAGUCCCUAUUAACUAUAAAUACACCACUGCAAGUUCUAUAAGUACAGUUUUGUUGUUUUGCAUUUCCUUCAGGCUUUAGGUGAGUAGAAGGUGAAGAGCAAAAAAUAAGUAGAAGCAAGAGGUAGUGAGGAAAGCAUUAAUCGGGCAACGAUGAAGGCUGGCAGUGGUGGUGGGUUUGGAGAAGUUUGCAGAAAGUUCAAGCCACACCUGUUGAUGAUUCUGACACAGAUUUUCUAUACUUUCCUUUAUUUCAUCACUGAGGCUUCCUUCAACCAUGGCAUGAAUCCGAAUGUCUAUGUAACGUACCGUCACGUUGUGGCUGCUGUGGUCAUGUUCCCCUUUGCAUAUUUCCUUGAAAGAAAGCAAAGGCCUAAACUGACACUAGCCCUCUUCCUGGAGAUCUUCCUUCUGUCUCUAGUCGGGGUGGGUUUUGCCUUGAACAUGUACUUUCUGAGCCUGAAAUACACAUCUCCAACUUUCGUUGCUUCAAUGGUCAAUACUGUAGCUUCUAUCACAUUUGUUGCUGCAGUUGUGCUAAGGUUGGAGGCACUUGAUAUUCGAAAUCCUCGAGGAAUAGCUAAAGUUGCAGGGACCUUGGUUUCUUUGUCCGGUGUAAUGACCAUGACACUGUACAGAGGUCCAAUCAUCGAACAGCUGUGGAAUCCUCUGGUUCAGAUACAAGGGAAAGCGAGCAACAAUCACGAAAGCUGGGUCAAGGGUUCAGUUCUCACUGUGGCGAGCUGCAUUUUAUGGUCGUUUUGGUACAUUAUGCAGGCAUUAACACUCAAGAGAUAUCCUGCUCAGCUGUCCCUCACAGCUUGGAUGAGCGCGUUGGGGGCUGCGCAAUCCGCAGUCUUCACAGUCAUUAUAGAGCAUAACAAGUCUGCUUGGGCGAUUGGUUUCAAUAUUGAUCUAUGGUCUACCAUCUAUGGUGGAGUGGUAGUGUCAGGAUUGGUGGUAUUCAUUCAGCUGUGGUGCACAGAAGAGAAAGGGCCCGUCUUUGUUACCACCUUCAACCCUCUUUCAGCGAUUCUGGUGGCGAUUCUAGCUUACUUCAUCAUGGGGGAAGAGCUCCACCUGGGAAGCAUAAUAGGUGCCGUGGUUGUGAUAGUUGGCUUAUAUUUGCUGCUUUGGGGGAAAGAAGGAGAUCAAGAAGCUCAGAGCAAAGCACAGAGUCUUUCUGCUAAUAGUGAGCAGCAAAAGGAAGCCAAUAUACAGAUAAUUACUUCUAGGGAAUCUUAGUUGUCGCGUGGGGAUUCUUAAUAACUCAUCAUGUAUUUAACGAAUGAGCUAGAAAAUCUAUAUAGGGGUUUACUGACAAGUUCCAGAGCACAAGACUUCUGGGACAAUCGGAAGUUUCUUGAAUCUCUGAGUCCUGCGAGUUGUGCUUAAACUUUUUAUGGUGUUCUCUCUCCUUUUACUAUGAAGAGAGAAAUAAUGUGAUAAAGUUUUCUUUUUAGGGAAAUAAGUUUAUUUUUUUUUUAGUACCACGAAGUCAACGUGUAAUUUAUUAAGUGCUAUAAGAAGUUACUACAUACAUCAGAUUGAUCGAGAGACACUAGGAGAAUGAUGAUUAUUCGACUAUUUAUUCAUCAAGACAUGAAAAUGUAUUUGCUAUAAUCAAUUCUUUUUAGGAAGGACAAACACAAUCAGGGGUGGAAAUCGGACGGUAUCGGUAUCCCAAUACCAAAUAUCGAAAUUUUGAAUAUUGAAUUACGCAUUAAAAUCAAUCUCAAUCUCAAUAUAAUUAUUUCGAUAUC